This is a messenger RNA of Eimeria acervulina, 6645 nucleotides long. RefSeq lists its product as hypothetical. The transcript is spliced from 22 exons. The record is from RefSeq and is a predicted model, not a curated record. Lineage: Eukaryota; Apicomplexa; Conoidasida; Eucoccidiorida; Eimeriidae. Gene Ontology annotation, molecular function: RNA-directed RNA polymerase activity. Bases 1 to 6645 code for a protein of 2214 amino acids.
AUGUUGGCGCUGCUGCAGUGCGCAGAGACAGACACAGACCUGCGUGGGCCGGCUAGCCGCAUUUGCUUCGACCUGCUGCACAUGAACAGCAGCAGCAGCAGCAGCAGCAGCUACAGCACCAGCUGCAGCGGCUGCAGCAACAGCACUAGCAUCUCCAACAGCACCACCAACACCAGCACUAGUAGCAGCAGCAGCAGCAGCAACAGCAGUAGCUGCUGCAGCAGCAGUAGCAGCAGCAGCAGCGGCUGCUGCUGCAGCAGCAGCAUCAUUGGCUACGGCAGUUUCAGUCUGCAGGAGCCGUUUCUUAGAUCUGUUGCUGCAGCAGCAGAAGAUCAUUGCUUGCGUCUCCUCAGGGAGAGAGCGCGAAUAUGGGUAGAGGUGGGACUUGCAGAGCUGCCUGAGGACUGCCCUCUACGGGUCCCUUUGGAAGCCUGUCCCAGAGGAGACGACCCCACAGGAGACGAUCCCAGAGGAGACGAUCCCAGAGGAGACGAUCCCACAGGAGACGAUCCCGAUCCCGGCGUGCAUGCGUUAAGAGACCUUGUAGUGUUUCCUCAGCCACCUGUGGGGUCCUGUUCCUUUACAGCAAAUGCUGAAGCUGCUGCUGCUGCCUCAAUGGCUGCUACUGCAGUUGCUGCUGCUGCUGCUAAGGGCGUUGCUGCCGCUGGUGGUGUACUUGGGGAUGUGGGGUACGACAGCAACAGCAGCAGCAGCAGCAGCAGCAGGAAGGGACAUGAGUACGAGUACAGCUUCCGCGACAUUCCUAAUAUGUUAUCAGGAGGCGACCUCGAUGGAGACAGGUUCUGGGUACUGUGGGAGGAGUCUCUUGUGCUGCCGCUGCUGCAGCUGUGGGCUCAGGGAAAGGCCCCUGCUCCUGCUGCAGCGCAUGCACCAGCAGCAGCAGCAAACACAAACAGCAACAAGUACUACAGCAGCAGCAGCAGCAGCAGCUUUUGCGGUAGCAGCAGCAGCAGCAGCUGGAGCAGCAGCGAAGACGAAUCUGAAUGGGACACUGAAAAGAAAUCGGCAGCUCCAGCAGCAGCAGCAGCUGUUGUUGCUGCUGAAGCAGCAACAGCAACAACAGCAACGGCAGCAACAGCAGGAGUAGCAACAGGCAAUGCCCAGGACAUGGCUGAAGAGGGCAAUGGAAAAGAAAUAGCAGCACCAGCAGCAGCAACAGCAGCAGCAACAGCAGCAGCAACAGCAGCAGCAACAGCAGCAGCAACAGCAGCAGCAGAGCUAAAAGAGAUAGCAUUAGACUUCCCACCGGAAGCAACAAUAGCACAAAACACAAAUGAGACAGCAGCACAGCAAGCAGCAGUAGCAGAGACAACAGCAACAGCAGCAGCAGCAGGGGAGACAACACAGGAAGGAACAGCAACGGGUGAUGCAGCAGCGCAGCAGGCUGCAGCAGCAGCAGCGGAAUCAUCGCAGCAAGCAGCAGCAGAAGAGACAACAGCAUUAGCAGCAGUAGGAGAGAAAGCAGCACAACAAACAGCAGCAGCAGCAGCGGAACAAGCAGCAGCAACAGCAGCAACGGGAGAGACAACAGCAACAGCAGCAGCAGCAGCAGCAGACGAAACAUUGCUACAACCAUCCGCAGCAACAGCAGCAGCAGCAGGAGAGACAGCACUAGCAAGGCAAAACGCGCCAGCAGCAGCACGUGACGCAGCAUCAGCAUCAGCAGCAGCAGCAUCAGCAGCAGCAGCAGCAGCAGAGGUGAAGAGACUGUCUCGUUAUUUGCUGCGGCUAGCUGAUCUUGCUGCUGCUGCUGUUGAUGCUCCCAAGACAGGGCAGCAUGUGCUGCUGAAGCAGCACAUGCGCUGUCUCCUUGAGCCCCACUUCCUUGCUGCAACCUCUCGCAAGCAGCAGCAGCAGCAGCAGCAGCUCUUUGCUGCUCCUUAUAAGCAGCAACAGCUAAAACCUGUUGUCUCCAACUCUAUCCUGGGCUGUCUCUACAACAAACUGCUGCUGCCUCUUAGUGUCUCCCGAAAUGCACAGAACAAGCUAAACAAUAUAAAUGCAUAUCAAGGCUGGCCCCUGUCUCGCCUAUUUUCUCCUUUGGGUCUGAAGGCAGUGUGCAGCGGUGUUGAGUGCACUGAUGAAGUUGUGUCUCCUUAUCUAAAAGGAGACAGACGCAUUUACUGUCUCCAAGCUGAGGUGCUGCUGCCGCAUACACUCGUUGCUGGGGGCCCCACACCCCCUGGAUACGAUCCCAGGGGGGCCCCACAUGCUGUCCUCACGGCUUUGCGCUUCUCUGCACUCAACUGCCCAACCUGCAGCCAACCCCGCAGCAGCAGCAGCAGCAGCAGCAGUGAUUUGAGCAACAACUGCUGGAGGGGAGGUUGCAGCAGCAGCAGCAGGGUGGUGUCUGCGUGUCCCUUUGCAGUGGAGUGCUUGCUGCCUGAUACAGGAGAGGUGUUUUUAAGUGCUCCAGUCUUUGCUGCUCCUCUCGUGCUGCCGCAGCAGCAGCUGUGGGGCCCCGAAGGCCCUGCGAGACUGCUGGCUGCAAUUAAUGAAGAGCUGCUGUCUGUCUUGCCUUCCUCUCUGUCUCCUCCGCCUUUGCUGCAGCAGCUGUCUCUGCUGCCGAGCAGCAGCAACCAGCAGCACGCCAUUUAUAGGGCAGCAUUGGGGACUAGCAGCAGCAGCAGCAGCAGCAGCAGCAACAGCAGCAGCACUAGCAGCAGCAGCAGCAGCAACGGGGGCGCCUCUCAGGUUUUGUCUUUGCUGUUUGAACGGGGUGUAUAUUCUUCUUGCUGCGCUGUCUCUUCUUUAGGAGACAGUGAAGAGCCUCUCGCGCUGCUGUCUCCUUCACCGCACUCUGUUGUGUGGGGAGACUGGCUGGCAGCACCUUGGCUUAGGGAGCUGCAGCAGCAGCACGUGCUGCUGCUGCGCUGCAUUGUCGUCAGCCCUCUCAGCAGCAGCAGCAGCAGCAGCAGCGGUGGAAGCUUUAGCAGCAUUUACAGCAAACAGAACAGCAGCAGCAACAACACACGUAAUACACAAACCAGCAGCAACGUAAACAGCCCCCAACACGCUCCCAGCAGCUGCAGCAGAGAUGCUGCUGCACCGCACAGCAGCAGCAGCAACAGCAGCAGCAGCAGCAGCAAUAACCGGCAUAGAAAGAAGCAACUGGGGUUGUGGGAAGAGGCGGAGGCGACUUUGCUGCUGCAGCAGCAACUGAGUCGUUUGCUGCAUGCAGCAGCAGCAGCAAAAGAAGAUGAAGCGCUGCUGCUGCACCCGUACUUGAGGCCCCGUGUAGAUAUACAGAGGUCUCCAACUGCUGCUGUCUAUACACUCGAGAGGCGCAGCAACAGCGGCACUCAGCUCUUCGUUGUCUUAGAUCGUCCCCUUACGGGUGUCUGUUUGCGUCUGUUCCUGCUGGAGUUGCUGCAGCGCAGCAGCAGCAAAGCAAAGGAGACAGCUGAGACUUUCUUUAAGGGUGUGGGGUUUUGUCUCCAUCUGCCGCAGCUACCCUCCCUGGGAUCGUCUCUAAACUCGAUCCCAGCAGUUGCACAGAGCCCCCUUGACGCCCUCGGAGCAAAGCUGCUACUGCAGCACCAUUGGAGACACAGGAGACACUUGCUGCUGCGUAUACACCCCAGACAGCAGCAGCAGCAGCAACAGCAGCAGCAGCAGCAGCAGCAGCAAGGGCUGCGGAGGGGUUUGGAGACAGCUGUUAUAGAGUUUCUGCAGCAAGCGAAGGCCUCUAUGGUUUUGUCUCCCCACGAGGAGACACCAGAACCGAGAGAUAUGCUGUGCUGCAGCAGCAGCAGCAGAAGCAGAAACAGCAGCAGCAGCAGCAACAGUAAGGUCUCCUCAUACAGGGCCAGCGACUUAGCUGCUUUUGUCUCCUCAGAGAUAUCCCCGCCAGCAGCAUCCGCUGCUCUGCUGCUGCCUGCUGCUGCCUGCUUCUGCACGACGGCGCUUUUGGUGUUUAGCAGCGCCUGUGAAUGCUCUGCCUUUUUGCAGCAGCAUCAGCAGCAGCAGCAACAGCAGCAGCAGCAGCAGCAGCAGGUGCUUGCAGGGGCCCCCACUAGCAGCUAUGCUUUCUUUCUUUUAAGACCCCCCAUCCCCUGCAGCGCUGCGCUGAACUCUUCUACGCCGCACAUCCCUUGGGUUAUCAGACAGCAUGUAAAGCAAAUGCAGCAGCAAGUCCAUCAAGGUCAGGUUCCUGCUGCUGCUGCUUCUGCUGCUGCUCCUGCUGUUGCUCUUUCUGCUCCUGCUGCUCCUGCUGCUGCUCUUUCUGCUCCUGCUGCUGCGGCUCGUGCUGAUGCUGGUGGUGCUGCUGCUGCUCCUGGUGCUGCUGUCUGUGCUGCUAUGGCUGCUGGCGAUGCUUCUGCUGCUGCUGCUGCUGCUGCUGCCUCUGGUGACUCUGCUGCUGGGAUUACUGCUGGUGGCCUUGCUGCAGCUGCAGCAAUUGGAACUGUCGCUGCUGCUGCUGUUGCUGCUGCUGCGGAUCCAUGCCCGCACAGGGAGUCCCUCAGGGCUGCGGUGAUGGCUUUGCCUGCAGAGGAGACAAAGGAGACCCUUUGUUCAGGCGGUGUACAUACACCUGAAAAAGAGGAGACACCAUCUGCUGCUGCUGCUGCUGCUGCUGCUGCUGGUGUUGCUGCUGCUGGUGCACGUCUUCACCCUCCUCCUCCUAUGCAUCUGCAAGCAAAGGGCUUCCGCAGCAAAGCCAGCAUCUUCUCUCUCCUAAAGCAUCUGUACAAGGGGGCUCUGCCCCCUUUGCUGGUCGAAGAGGGCCCCCAGGGGGCCCCCUGGGGAGAGGGUACAGGGGCCCCCUGGGGAGAGGGUACAGGGGCCCCCUGGGGGCCCCCCCUUUGGGAGGGUACAGAGGCUCCCUGGGGGCCCCCCUCCGGUGGGUGUACAGGGGCCCCUUGGGGGGCCCCCUCAAAGGAGGGUACAGGGGCCCCCUGGGGGCCCCUAUUGGGACAGGGUACAGGGGCCCCCUUGGGGGCCCCAUCAAAAGAGGGUACAGGGGCCCCUUGGGGGGCCCCUUCGAGAGAGGGUAUAGGGGCCCCCCUAGGGGCCCCUUCAGGAGAGGGUAGGGGGCCCCCCUGGUGUAUGGGUAAGGGGGGCCCGUACUGGGUUGAGGGUAGGGGGGCCCCCUUAGGGGCCCCCUCUAUUGAUUGGGUGCCUGAUGAUGAUGUGCUGAGGUAUUCGCCUAAGCGUCUCUUAGAAUUUGGUUUAGAAGUUGCUGCGUUAAAGAAGGAGUGGGAUACGAAGCUGCUGCAGCUGCUGCAGCAGUUUGCUGCUGCUGAUGAAGCAAGUCUACUGAGCUGUUAUAAUGAGAAGACGGGGCCCUCUAGAUAUACUUUUACUUUUAUACAAGAGCAGCAUUGCAGCAGCAAGCAGCAGCAGCAGCAGCAGCAGCAGCAGCAGCAGCAACGUCGCAGCAACAAACAGCAGCAGAAGCACCGCAGCAACAAACAGCAACAACAGCAUAGCACCAAGCAGCAACAGCAGAAGCACGGCAUGCAAUUGCUGCAGCAGCAGCAGAUGCUGCACGGAAACAAGAAGCAGCAGCAGCAGCAGCGCUACAAACAGCAGCAGCAACAGCAACAGCAGCACAACCACCACUUCUUCGCAAUCCCCCUGCCUACGUAUGCUUCUUCUUCGAGUGCUGCUGCUACAGCAUAUUGCAGCAGCAGCAGCAGCAGCAACAGCAGCAGCAAUGCGGGGCUUAUUCGCGCGUUCUUCGGGCUGCAGCCAUGUGGGGUGCAGAAGCGGGGAUUUGCUGCAGCAGCAGCAGCAACAGCAGCAAAAGCAGCAGAGAAGAGACGCAAAGAGCUGCUAAAGAGAAGGCGAAACUGGCAGCCCCCACAUGUCCCUCAGCGUUAUUUGCGCGUGGAGGGCGAGUCUAUGCAGCAGAGAGAGCGGCUGCUGCGCGAAGUCGCGAUACGGGGGAAGGAAAUUCUGGAGGAGGAUGCUGCUGGUGGUGCUGCUGCCUUAGCUGAGGCCGGGGGUUUAUCUUCACGCUGCGGCUUUGUUGGAGUCUAUAAAAAUACUGAGAGAGAUUACUACAGACGCUUCUUUAGAGACAGAGACAGGGCAAUAGAUGGGAAACAUCAGGAGCUGCAGCAGCUGCAGCACGAAAAGCAGCAGCAGCUGCUGCAGCUGUCGCAUGCACGCAAAAAACGUUAUAUUCCUCCUAAAGAGUAUUGGUACUCGGGUCACCACGAACCGCCGACUGCUUUGACUGCUGCGGCGUUGGGUGCGAGGGAUUUAAAAUUUGUUUUAAUGAGAGAAGCGAGGAGAAUACGAAUGGGGGGUGCUUUUGAUUUGUCUGUUUGGGAGUCUCUUGAGGCCCGUGCUGCAGCAAUUUGCAGCUCCUCUGCUAAUGCCCUAGCGCGGCUACGCCUGAAGCACCGCAUUUGCCUCUUGGGGUUGCAGGAGAUGCUUCUUUCGUGGGGUGUGCUCCGCAACAACUUCCUUAUCAAAGCUGCGAAUUCGUUAAGCAAGUUGGAUUUGGCUUCGCAUGUGUUGGUCUCGCCGCUGCGGCUGAUCAUAGCCAAACGCAUUCCACACUUCACGGGUCAGCAGCAGCAGCAGCAACAGCAGCAGCAGCAACAGCAGCAGCAGCAGCAGCAGCAGCAGAAACAGCAGCAGCAGCAGCAGAAACAGCAGCACCAGCACUAG